Messenger RNA from Anopheles merus, 703 nucleotides. Its product is annotated as 39S ribosomal protein L30, mitochondrial-like. Gene Ontology annotation, biological process: translation. Gene Ontology annotation, cellular component: large ribosomal subunit; mitochondrion. The record is from RefSeq and is a predicted model, not a curated record. NCBI's taxonomy places the organism in Eukaryota, Metazoa, Arthropoda, Insecta, Diptera, Culicidae. Gene Ontology annotation, molecular function: structural constituent of ribosome.
AGUAAACCAUUCUCAAGCUGCUGCCGGGUGGCUUUAACGCAAGAUGCUGAAAGUGUUCCAAUCGUCGUCCACCCUGCUGGGGCAGCAGCUGAAAGCGCUGGUUUCGGUCCGACACUACGGCAAACCGAACAAAAGUUCCUCUACAAAGAUGGCAUCCUGAAGGACCAGAUUUAUUACUACCCACGGGACAACAACCGUGAACUACCUGCGCUGGAUGGAGAACCUUCGAAACUGUUCAGCGUUCGUCGAAUGAAACCAAUCAAAGGGCUGCCGUACUGGGAAAAGCGGAUACUGCGCGGCUUGGGACUGUAUGAGAAAAAUGCGGUCGCCGUGGUAAAGAACAUCCCGGAAAAUAAUGCCCGUCUGUGGAAGGUGAAGCAUUUGGUGGAGAUACUUCCGAUCACGUACCGGUACGGACCGACGGAGGCCGAUAUCGAGCGAACGUUCCUGAAGGAGGAUGGCGAGUGUGUCGUGAUACGCAAGCUAGAGGCAGCGGAGGUGACCAACACGAAACUGUCCGCUGCGGAGCAGCUUCGUCACGCCAAAGAUCGUAUGGACGGGGAAACGUUACGAAAAGAUUCUCGGCUCAAGUGGUUGAAUGCGUGGUAAGGGAGGGUGGCAGCUUAGCGGGAUGGCCCUUGGCCCGUUUGUAGGUAGUGCGGAGGAGGAUUAAGUGACGUUUAAUAUAAGGAACAUUUAAAAA